CGUCGCCUUAGCUCAUUGUUCCACGACCAUCAGUGAACGUUCUCACUGUCGGAACGUGUCGUCGUCGUCGUCGUCGUCGUUGUGGUCACACUCACGGUGCGAAAGCUGUCCAAUCUUGCCACAGCAGUACAAGAAGGUUGGCCUCGCUGGCAUGGUUUUCCAACACCCCACUGGGUUUCUUGGCCAAAGGGAGAAUAAUGGCUCCCCCUCACACUCGCUUCAAACCCUCAUUUCACAAUCGUUUGUCACACCUUUUUCGCCAUGUGUUCAACCGUGUUGAGCCUCAGCACUCUUCAAUAGAGAUUUCAAUUUCUGUACACGAGGAUGGUCCUGAUUCGAUCGAUCGACCACAGAACAUCAGCGUGGAUGGGCUCAACCGAGGCUUCAAUUCGCCUGCCAAAGAGCCCAAGAUCGACCGCAUGGGCUGCACUUCAUCUGGCAACAGUUUCUCCAACGAGCCGGCGUGUUCAACGAUAUCACCUUUUGAAGCUGGGAAUUUUGCGGUUGGAUCACAACGACAUGUUAAGGAAUCUCACGUUGCCCGACAGGCUGUGGCUUUCACCAACACUGUUAUUUAUGAGACAAUAACCUAUAUGAGCUACGAAGCUCCCAUCACUACCUCUACAUCUCCUACCCCUACAUCUUCUUCCCCUACAUCUUCCUCUACUACGUCAUCUGCCAACAGUAGCUCUCAAUGCAAUGUGGUCCUGGCGUUAGUUCUAGGCUGUCCCCUGCCCACGACGACCACUCCUCAGACGUCUCCUCAGCAGUCACCUCAGCAGUCACCUGCUACAUCGAGCUCGUACACUGUAUACCCAUCAUCAUCAUCAUCAUCAUCAUCAUCAUCUCCCAGUGACGAAUCAACAAAUGCCCCAACUUCUGACACACCCACAAUAACAGCUACCACAUCGCUUCAGACUGUCCUGGCAUCUGCCACAGUUUCACCGAGCGAGACUGUUAUGGUUUCGAGCCAGUUGGCUCAAUCAACAUCAGUUCCUAAUAUCAAUUCAAACACUGAAUCACCUCCACACACGGCUGCCAUCGUAGGAGGGACUAUCGGAGUGAUCGUACUUCUAGGUCUCCUAAUUUUUAUUGCGAUAUUGUAUCGCAGGAAAAGACGACAACACUCUGUGACACCUUUCAUUCUCCCCUCGACUGCAGGAACAGCGCAGAUUGAGUCGGCGGCCUGGCUCAAGUCCCAGGGCAUGGACGAUGACGUUCGUCCAAGCAACAGUGACCAACUGUCCAUAGAUCAUUCUGACACAUGCCUUGUGGAGUAUCCUUGCAACAGAUGCCCGUCCUUUGCUACAGAUCACGUGUCAUCUCACUUGCCCAACGAGGAUGACAUCUUUGCAUCCACCCGGAUUGCCCGGCGCCAACAGGCCAAUGGACUAGAAAAACUAUACCCAUGUCCAUCUCGCACCGUCACCUCAGAUCACUAUUGCCGUUCUAGUGUAGAAAACUGGGUUGAGCAAGUUGUCACGGAGGAUGCUUCACGAGAACCGAGCGAAGUGUUGCCGGAGUAUCGUUCAACGAAAUCUCUGAGGAGGGAGAAGGGAAAACAUAACAUUCAUUUUGUCCUGCCUAGCUCUUAUCCUCCCCUCCCCUAAUCACUAGUCGCCCGGAUCAUGGUGUACUUUUGACGCUUCACGCGCCACCUUCAUAUCAUUCUAAUGUAUAUGUAAUGGUCGGUCGUAUCGUUAACGAGGCUGCCGAUCCCGUCGCUGCAAGGCGAUCAUGUCACGUCCGCUGAGGAUCCGUACCCAAGCUCAGGGAGCACUCCCUCGCACUCCAACGGCGCUUAUAGUAGU
This is a messenger RNA of Suillus clintonianus, 1811 nucleotides long. RefSeq lists its product as uncharacterized. Lineage: Eukaryota; Fungi; Basidiomycota; Agaricomycetes; Boletales; Suillaceae. The transcript has 2 exons. The record is from RefSeq and is a predicted model, not a curated record. The coding region runs from base 198 to 1610 and encodes 470 amino acids.